This is a messenger RNA of Striga hermonthica, 312 nucleotides long. Lineage: Eukaryota; Viridiplantae; Streptophyta; Magnoliopsida; Lamiales; Orobanchaceae. The record is from the annotation of a GenBank genome assembly.
AUGAGAGGGAACACGCACUUCGUUGUCCCGUCCCAAGAUUUCGAGCUAAACGAAGAUUCCAAACAGUUCCUUACGACAUACACGUUCGGGACGCAUACGGCGAAACACACAUUCUGCAGGGUCUGCGGCAUAACUUCCUUUUACAUCCCGAGAUCGAAUCCUGAUGGUGUAGGGGUCACGGUCAAAUGUGUGGACUCGGGGACUUUGAAGAAUGUGGAGAUCAGGCAAUUUGACGGGCAGAAUUGGGAGAGCUCGUUCGUUCAGUCUGACAUCUCUUCUUAUUCGAAGAUAGCUCCCGAGAUGGCAGAAUGA